This is a messenger RNA of Manihot esculenta (cassava), 2772 nucleotides long. Its product is annotated as probable inactive receptor kinase At5g67200. The transcript is spliced from 2 exons. Gene Ontology annotation, molecular function: ATP binding; protein binding; protein kinase activity. The record is from RefSeq and is a predicted model, not a curated record. Lineage: Eukaryota; Viridiplantae; Streptophyta; Magnoliopsida; Malpighiales; Euphorbiaceae. Gene Ontology annotation, biological process: protein phosphorylation. Bases 137 to 2116 code for a protein of 659 amino acids.
GAAGCCGAAAGUCAUUCACUGCCCCACUCGUACCGCACGUGACCUACUCAGUUCCCACUAAAAACUACAAAGCCAGCUGCUCCGCACUCCAUAACACCACCGCCACUUUCUCCGUUUCCCUCCUCACUCCAUUGCAAUGCUUCUGUUCCUUCUCUUCCUCAUCUUCGCCGGUGCGGCUCCUCCGUCGUUUUCUCAGACCACAAGCUACCUCCUCCCAUCCGAUGCCGUUUCUCUUCUUUCUUUCAAGUCCAAGGCCGACUUGGACAACAAGCUUCUCUAUCUCAUCAAUGAGCGCUUCGACUACUGCCAAUGGCAAGGCGUCAAGUGCGCCCAAGGCCGCGUCGUCCGCUUCGUCCUCCAAGGUUUCUCUCUUCGUGGCACAUUCGCGCCGUACACUCUCUCCCGCCUCGACCAGCUCCGAGUCCUUAGCCUGCAGAAUAACUCUCUCUCCGGUCCUGUUCCCGACCUCUCUCCUCUCGUUAACUUGAAAUCUCUCUUUUUGAGCCACAACUCCUUCUCUGGAUCUUUCCCGCCGUCUAUUUUGUUGCUUCAUAGGCUCACUGUUCUUGAUCUUUCUUAUAAUAAUUUCACCGGCAACAUUCCGGUUCAGUUGUCUGCUCUCGACCGGCUUAGCUUGCUUCGUCUAGAAUGGAACCGAUUUUACGGUUCGCUGCCGCCUUUUAACCAGUCUUUUCUCGUUUCUUUCAAUGUAUCCGGGAAUAAUCUCACGGGGCCAAUUCCUGUCACGCCUACCCUUUCCAAGUUUGAUACGUCAUCGUUUUCUCUAAACCCGGAUCUCUGUGGUGAGAUUAUCAACAAGGCAUGUACUAGGGUGCGGUCUCCAUUUUUUGAUCCGCCAUUAUCUUCCAGUGCCACCUCGCCAGCAGCACCGCUAGGCCAGAGCGCACAGGCGGAAGGCGGAGCUGGUUUAGCAGUUUUGUCUCCGUCGUCUUCACAUAAGCACAGGAGAACUACUGCUAUUCUUGGUUUCGCGGCUGGUGUCUCGGUAUUGAUCGUGUCUCUUCUGUGCAUCUUUUUUUCUUUGGUCAAGAAACAGAACAAACAAGUAAAUGUGAAGGAAAAACAGCCGGCGGCAGCAACAUCUGCAACUGCGAAUUCGAUUCAUACGAACUCGAUAGAAGACGCCAAAGCUACAAGAGAAUCUGGUGAAGUUACAGUAACUUCGAAAACGCAAGAAAUCGAAGUACAGAAAGUGAGAAGAUUGGAGAAGAGUGGUGGUUUGGUGUUUUGUGGUGAGAAGAGACAGAUGUACACAUUGGAGCAGCUAAUGAGAGCAUCAGCGGAGUUGCUGGGGAGAGGAACUAUGGGGACUACCUAUAAGGCUGUGCUAGAUAAUCAGCUGAUAGUGACGGUGAAGAGGCUUGAUGCCAGUAAGAGUGCCAGUACGAGUAGCGAUGCCUUCGAAGGGCUUAUGGAAGCUUUGAGUGGUCUUCGCCAUCCAAAAUUGGUGCCAAUCAUGGCAUACUUCCAGGCCAAGGGAGAGAGGCUUGUUAUAUAUGAUUAUCAACCCAAUGGCAGCCUCUUCAAUCUCAUUCACGGUUCAAGAUCAACAAGAGCAAAGCCUCUUCACUGGACAUCAUGCUUAAAGAUUGCAGAAGAUGUAGCCCAGGGUCUUGCCUAUAUCCAUCAAGAAUCAAAGUUAAUUCAUGGCAACCUGAAAUCUUCCAACGUUCUCCUUGGAGCUGAUUUUGAGGCCUGCAUCACAGACUAUUGCCUUGCUGCCCUUGCAGACACAUCUACUGAAGAUCCUGAUUCUACAGCAUGUAAAGCACCUGAGACCCGCAAUUCUAGCCGUCAAGCCACUGCCAUAUCUGAUGUGUAUGCAUUUGGUGUCCUAUUGCUAGAGCUUUUAACUGGUAAACAUCCAUCACACCAUCCAUUCCUUGCACCCACUGACAUGUUGGAUUGGGUCAGAAAAGUGAGGGAAUAUGAUGGUGCGGAAGACGAUCAACUAGGAAUGCUUACAGAAGUUGCUAGUGUUUGUAGCUUGACAUCUCCAGAACAAAGACCGGCAAUGUGGCAAGUAUUGAAGAUGAUACAUGAAAUAAAGGAAAGCGCCAUGGUUGAGGAUAAUGCACCUCCUGGAUAUUCUUAGUUAUUAUUAUUAUAUAUAGAUAUAUUGUUUUUCUCUACACUUACAGGAUUGGAUGAAUAGAAGAAACCACAAGCUCAGGCAAUCCAAACAAUGGGGAAGAAGAAAAUUUAUCAGUGAACCACUCUGGCUGUGAUCUAAAAUUUAUAUUAUCUGAUGGACGCAAGGAAGCUACAUGAAUGCCACUAGUCAUGCUGGUGUGGCAGAUAAAAAAUCAUGAUUUAGUAAAGAUUCUACUAUUCUUUUUCUGUUGAUUAUUAUAAUUUUGAAGCAUGCUUCUUCCUUGGCCACACCGUAUUUGAUACUGCUUGCCAAGUGGAACUUUGAUGGUUAAGGAAUCAACGCCCUUUUUUGUGCAUGAAAUUUUCAUUCUUGAAAGCAGACACGAGCACUUCUGCAUUAGUAUUAGUAACAUGAGGUUCAUCCUUUGCACCAGAACGUUAAGUUGGUGUUGUAGAUAGUGGUGAAAAAGAGUGUGAUGGGAGGAAGAUGAUAAAAGAUGCAGCAGAUUGGCCCUCUGUACCCUUUGUACUAUUCGUUUGUGUCCAGCAAGCAGAUUGCUGUCCGUUUGUUGCUUGGACUUUGUGUUAAGACCUGGUAGUGGACUUGAUGCAUGUGCUUCAGGUCUGUCUCCGAAUAAAAAUUAAUCAUUUGUUUCA